Messenger RNA from Ochotona princeps (American pika), 1087 nucleotides. RefSeq names its product C-X-C motif chemokine ligand 17 (gene CXCL17). The record is from RefSeq and is a predicted model, not a curated record. Gene Ontology annotation, biological process: positive regulation of vascular endothelial growth factor production; positive regulation of monocyte chemotaxis; macrophage chemotaxis. The transcript has 5 exons. NCBI's taxonomy places the organism in Eukaryota, Metazoa, Chordata, Mammalia, Lagomorpha, Ochotonidae. The coding region runs from base 285 to 653 and encodes 122 amino acids.
GAUAGGCUGAGCAAACACACUUGAAGGUCUCCUUCCCUCCUGUGGCUGCCCGUUUCUCAAACCCUCUCAGAAUGGAAGCCCUCGAUGCCUCCCUCCAACCCAGCUCUCUCUCCUUUUGACUGUGUUUCACCUCCCAGAUUCUGGUAAAACAAAUGUGACCCAGCUUCAAGGCCAGUGUGGUUCCCUAUUCUCACUCUGGGAUUAAAGCACAGUCGGCUGGCCUGAGUAUCAGCCUGAGGUACUGCAGGAAGGCAGCAGCGUGACCAGAGCAGCCUGCAGCAGCCAUGGUCCCAACAAAAGCUCUAAUCUCUUCCCUCCUCCUGCUGCUGUCACUGACGCUGAUGCCCGCCGUCUUCAGCAGCCCAAAUUCAGAGGUCGCCAGAGGCCACAAGGACCAGCGCCAAACUUCUGGGCGGUGGCUCUGGGAGGAUGGCCAAGAAUGUGAGUGCAAAGGCUGGUUCCUGAGAGCUCCUAAAAGAAAACUCAUGACGGUUCAUGGGCAAGCAAAGAAACACUGUCCGUGUGAUCACUUCAAGGGCACUGGGAAGAGAACCAGACAUCAGAAGUACCGCCGGCACCCAAACAAGCACUCCAGAGCCUGCCAGCAAUUCCUCAAACGGUGUCAACUAGCAAGCCUUGCUUUGCCCCUGUAGGAGCUCCAAGAGCCCACUCUCCUUCCGAAACAUUCUCAGUCCAGAGGGCAGCCAGUGUGCCUAGAGAUGUUCUUCAUCUUUCCACUCCUUGGUUUCACCCUCUAAAUCAUUCCAGUGCUCUCAAAGGGCAUUUUCCCAAGAUCAUAUUAAUUACCAUUCCUCCUGGAAAGAUCCAGAAAACCCCAGCUUCCUACCCAGUCUCAACCCUAAAUACAGGCAGAAAGUAACAAACAGAAGUCAGUAAAUAUUGUUACUUGUUAACAGAUCAAAAAUACUUCUCUCAGACAGGUUCUGCCAAAUCAGUUCACUUCAAAGCCAGCCCUAGUUUAAACACAUUUUCCACCACCAUGAUCCUUAUUUUUUCUCCACUGUCCAACCUCUUCAGUUUUUCAACAAAUUUCUGUAGGUAAGAGCUAGGGACAAGAAAAACAGGU